AAAGGGAGAAGGCUUCUACGGGGUGAGUCGUGGUCGCUUCUAGGCAACACGCAUUUACAUACAUCGACAAGUCAGACACGGCUUCUGUUGUUCCUCUAGUUUUGCUGAUGUGUCGACAAAUGCACAUUGGAAGAACAAGGGAUGAUCUCGCACAUUCGCCGCCGUACCUUCACCCACAGAGAGAUCCCAAUUGGCGGUUGUGUAUCUUUCUGCGUGUAUGGAUGGCCUACCAUCUUUGCUGGUCCUUUUGAUAUAGUCGAGCUUUGUCUUGUCAGUGAGACAUUGUCGUGUCAUUGCGCGGAGCACACUUCUCGCUGUCUCGCUAUUUGGCGCAUUCCACAGUAUCUUUUUGCUAUAGUAGUCCAUCAGGCGCAGCUUCUCUGUGACGGUUCGGUGGUCCUCGUAGAGCUCAUCCAGUACGGGCUGCAGCGCUUUGCGAGGGUCCUGCUCAAAGACAGAGCCCUCGAUCGCAUAAGUGAAAUUCCUGUAAGGCGGAACAGCACCGACCCCCACAAUACGGGCCGUGUGAUGACAUCACAUUCUGUCCCUCUCUGCAUACCUCCAUGGGAUUUCGCACUGGAAGGGGAUGCCGUACUUGAAAACGCCGUCAAGCUCAUUUAUCAGGACGUUCAGCGUCCGGGCCCAAAAAGCAUCGGCAACCCUCGAGCUCGUCACAUCUCUCCCGGGAAAGCAUAGAUUCAACUUUGAGUUAGCCAGGCGAUGCAGAAAGAUUGAAGCUGAGAAGAGUUGGUGUGAGCGUUUGUAGCUCACGCCCUGGCAUUGCUCAAAAUUGCCCAUUUUGAAUCCAUUUGGAUCGAUGAUCCUCCCUCUACGGGGACAAAACGGGAAUUGAGUUUUGAAGUUGCGCCGAAAAAGGCCAACAAAGACACUCUUUCCGGUGACACAAUCCGGGCAAGACUCUGGCCUAUAACGCCAAUUCGCCAAGCUUUCGAAGGCCAACAGUCGAUACGGACGACCGUGAUACACCUUUCCUUCGACACUCAACCACAGCACACAUAUCGGCAGAGUUGAGUUGCCUGAGUCUAACCUUGAAAGAACAUUGCGUAGUCGCGUUCGAACCAGUCGUGUCUCGAGGGAGGGUUGAAAGCCGAGCCUAGUCGGUCAUCCUCAAACACGUCGGUAGGUUUGAUGAGCCCGCGUUCCAGGAGACUUUCCUUCUCAAAAGGCUGGUAUGCUUUUUGUAGCGCCGUCAGCGAGGACCUGAAUGCAGACAUACACAACCAGUCAUCGAUGCAUUGAGUUGCGUAGGAUUUUCAUACGUGUGGGGUAUCGUGACAGCACAUCCGAAGAGGCCCCUGUCUGUUGGACAGGAUGGUCGACUAUAUGUGUGUUGCAGAUGGCUGGUCUUUCUCCUUCACUUCCUUACGGUUGUCCGCAAGGUGCCGCCCCUGUGUGAUUCUCCUGGCAAAUGUCGCAAACUCCCUCCCAAGUACCAUCUCCAUGUGACCAGGAUACCUGAAACGCCAGUCACUCGCCUGCAUGGCAAUUCAUAUAUACGUCAUGAGGACAGCUGUGUGAUACGAACAUCAUCUGUCACGAGCCGGGUCCAAGUACCACUCACCACUAGAAUGUGGUCGAGUCCGCCAUUCCUCUCCCAUUGCGGCGUCUCCGUCACCUGGAUAACUGAGCAGCUCGUGCCAUGUACGCUAACAUGUCUCACCUCUUUUGCAGCCUGUUCAGCCAGUGCGUGUAUGGUCUUGCUGUUUUUCUCUCUACACAACUUUCGGUACAAAAGCACUGUAUGCAACAUAAUGAUUCGCUUAGCCUGGUUUCCUUGCCUUGUUCGUCCGCAGACCUGGAUAGAUUGGGAGGACAUAGACGACGGCUUUGUCAGGGUCAGACGUCCUCCAAGAAUCGUUCCACAACUGGUCUAACCAAUAUAGCUCGUCAAUAUUUUUCGUGUCAUCUAGAGGGAGACGGCCAGGCCAUCCGCCCGACAAUAUCUGUCGUGCGCUCUCUUGACACAUCUGAUACAGCGCUUUCAUUGCCGGCGUUUGAUAUAUGUAGAAUGGCACCUCCAUGUGGCGUUCCAAGGCCUCCAAGUCAGCAGAAUUGCUGUUGGCUUCUUGGAUAUCAUUGUGUUUGUGUUUCCUGUGGUUCAAGACGACACCGCGGGAGGACGGGCGGCCGGGGCGCAGCCUGGGAGGAGGAUAACUAUUGCAGCUGACACACAGACACAGACAGACACAUUGCAACAGGAACAGGUCCACAAAGGUAGGAAAUGUCUUCAUCCAAGAUGAUUCUGAGUGUAAAACCUGGGCCGGAAGCGACUUUACUUCAACCUUAUAUCGCAGUGAUCUUGUUUCCCCAGCGGUCUGUG
Messenger RNA from Vitrella brassicaformis, 2341 nucleotides. Lineage: Eukaryota; Vitrellaceae. The record is from the annotation of a GenBank genome assembly.